This is a messenger RNA of Effrenium voratum, 5386 nucleotides long. Lineage: Eukaryota; Dinophyceae; Suessiales; Symbiodiniaceae. The record is from the annotation of a GenBank genome assembly.
AUGGACACCCGGGUGAGCGCGGACGUCUUCCGCGUGCCCGUGGCCGGGCUGAUGGGCGCGGAGCACCCUUACCACUUGCUGGCACUCAAGGAGGACUCCGAGGCCAACCUCCCGGAAGUCGAGCCGGUGCCGUUAGACCUCGGCACGCGGAAGGCCAAGGGCCGCUGCCGCAGCUCGGGGAGCUCCCGGAGCUCCCGGUCCCGGUGUCGCUCCGGGCCUUUGGAGGAGAUGACGCUGAUGCUCAACAUGAACACGGCGCACUAUGAGGUGGAGCAGGCGCACCUCAGCUUCAAGAGUGUGGCAGAGACGCCCACCCUGCGGAAGCUGGUGCGGCCCACGGACUGGGAGACGAUCCGGGAGAACCUGGCGCAGAUCUUCUCCGCGAAGGUGAAGCCCAAGACACUCUCCAACGUGCGCCUGCGCUACCCCGGAAGCUCCGGGUACCUCUUGGCGCAGAAGGUGAAGGUGUCUGUCCACACGUCUCACGCUGGGUCCAAGCUGCGGCUCCACUUCCAGGAUUUUGCCCAGGAGACCUCGGAGAGGCAGGGAGGGCAUAUGCGGGAUCUGGCCUGCAUCGCCGAGCGCGUGAGCGAGCGCGGCUCGAGCCGGCGGGAGGGCCUGGGCGCCCUGGCGGCGGCGGAGCUGCGGCGGAAGGAGCGGCACAGCGAGGAGCAGCGCGCGGAGCGGGCGGAGGUCACGGGCCAGUGGGAGGAGCGCCUGGCCUGCGCCCAAAGCCGCGCCGCGCGCCUCGGCGCGGAGCUCGCGGAGGGCCAGGAGCGCCGCGCCGCGCGGCGUGCCGAGCUCCAGGCGGCCCAGGCCAUGGUCUCCUUGCAGCAGCGGCGCCGCGACCACGAGGAGCGACUUCAGUGGCUGCAACUGCAGGUCUUGCGGGCAGAGGUUUCCGAGAUGGAGGAGUCUGACGCGGCAGCGCAGCAGCGGCGCCGCGAGGCGCUGCUGCGGCGGGAGGCGCGGCAGCGGCGGGUUCGCCUGGAGCAGCAGCGCCGCGCCCAGGAGGAGCGAGAGGCGGAAGAGCGCAGACGACGGCGUGCAGCCUGCGAGGAGGCGGCGGAGAGCCAAAGCCUGGCGACGCUGCACAGCCUACAGCAGCAGCUGGCGGCGGAGAAGCAGCGGGCCAACGCCCGCCGCGCCGCGCUCCAAGGACAGCUGCUGCAGCUGCGCGCCCAGCGCGCGGAGCGAGAAGAGGCCUGGGUUGCCUCCUCCGCCCACGGUGCCGAGCUGGCCGCAGCGGAGGAGUCCUACGCCCGGCGCGCGGCCGAGGCGGCGGCGGAGCGCGGCGCGGCGCGGGAGGCGGCGCUGGAGCGGCGGAGCCGGGCGGUGCGGAAGCUCGAGACCCUGGAGUUCGCCGUGCGCGAGAUGAGGGCGGCGGAGGAGGUGGAGCUGGCGAAUCUGGAGCUGGCCGACGGGAGCUUCGACUCCCCGAAGGCCUUGGAGCUCAGCGGGGCAGCCGCGUGGCCGCAGGGCGCGGGUGGCGGGUGGGGCAGCCCUGUGUGGGUGCUGCUGGUGUUUACAAAGCGGGACGACGUGCAGCACAUGGAGGAGGCCGCCACCCUGUUGCUGAAGCACGCUGCUGCGGAGGUUCUCAACCUCGGGGACGGCAAAGGGCAAGGAGUGGUCGCGUCGGCCGGGAGAAGCGGUGGCAGGGCAGAUGCCUCCUGGCUGCAUGAUGUGGAGAAGAGGUGUGGAAGAAUUCUCCGGCAGCAUGCAUGCUGUGAGCUAGAGAAUGGGAGGGGCAAGGACGGCUUUGGAGAACUAGACCGGGGCGUUGAAGUCCAGCGGUGCGCCGUGACUGCUUCGCUGCCAGCUUUCUGGGCUCAAGUUCCGCGUCGCCUGGAAUUCGCCGCGCUGGCGCGGCACCAAGGGCGCCCCAUGCCGCGGUUUCGGCUGCUGUUCGUUCCACUGGCCCUUGGCCCUGCCCCAAAGAGGCGGCGGCCAAAGCGAGCGGCGGCCUUGGCCUUGGUGUGCUGCGUGCUCCUCUCGGCCUGUGCCUUUGUGGCUGCCGCGCAGCCACCUGCCCCAAGGGGAAGGCCUCGACGAAGGGAUGGCGUAAAGAGAAGCAUUCGCAUGCCAACGGGCAACUUGCCGAAUACUGCAUGGUUUGCGAGUGGCAGGAUACCAUUUGCAAAGCUUUGCGCAGUCCCGGCUAGCGACGUUGCAUUGUCCGGCCUGGACGCCCGAGAUGUCGACUUCAUGGAGCGCCUGCGUGGCCUGGCGGCGGAGGUGCUGGCGCUGCCGAACCUGACGGCCCACCAGCGCCUCGUCUGGGUGACCUCGCUGCGCCUGGACGCUGUGCCCGUGCAGGAGUUGCCGCCGUGGUUCUGGGAGCGCAUGAACGUCACGCGCCGGCCACCAGGCGUCGACCUGCUGAGCCUGGACGGCCAGCGCGCCAUCCGCUGCUGCGCGGAGGCGCUGGAGUUUCCGCAGGUGAGGCGCUUCCUGCGGCUGGCGCGGUGGGUCUACAAGGCGAGCGAUUGCAUGCUCGUGACGAACAGCACCAAGCUGCUGUCGCCGCAGUCCACAACGUGGCUCAGAAGGUCGAAGGCAAGGAGGAGGACGAUGUCCGUAACUGCAGCACCCAGGCCCUUGAGAAGUGGAGCCUCAACAGCAGCAAGCGACAGUUGCAAUGCAGCUGACGCUCCGCUGCGUCGCUGCCAGAGGGACUGCCUGGAGGCUUGUGCGAAGGGCGCGCGGGUCAUCGAGAUGGCGUGCGGCACUGGGAAGACCAGGGUUAUCAAAGAGCUGGUCGGCAGCAUCUCGGGCAGGGUCCUGAUCACUGUGCCGCUGCGUGCCCUCCUGGAUCAGUUUGCGCAGGAUUUCCCCGAGUUCUGCAAAGUUGGGACUGGCUACAACGCGGGCAUCGACUACAAUGCCAAGGGGUUUCUAGCUGUGACGGACUCGGUUCCCCUGCUUGCGCACCUUGAGUUUGACGCCGUCUUUGUUGACGAAGCCCAUCACCCACUACCAAAAGCAUGUCCGAAGACGGUUUUGCUGUAUCGCUUUUCUGCCACUCAUCAAGAUGAGCCAGAUUUCCGCUACAGCAUGGGACAAGCGAUGGAGGAUGCCGUUCUUUGCGACUAUGACCUCACGGUGCCCCUUGUGACGCCUCUGCAUGGCCAUACUUACCUGAGCUUGGCGGACCUCCUACUGAAGCAAGCUGGGCGCUUCAGGCGGGUCCUGGCUUACUGCAACUCCAUCCGUGAAGCGAGGAACUUUCGAAUGGUGCUGCAGAAACUCGGCUUGGCGGCUUGGCACAUGAACGGCCUUACCAAGCCCAAGAAGCGACAAGAGAUCCUUGACCAGUUCGCCGGUACAUUGCAAAAGCCAGUCCACGUGCUGCUGACGGUUGAAGUGCUUGGUGAAGGUAUCAAUAUCCCCAAUGCAGACACCUGCAUGUUUGUGGAACCGCGGAGUAGUUAUAGAAGCAUUGUGCAGGCGAUUGGUCGGGUGUUGCGGCCACAUCCCACCAAGCCACUUGCACACAUCAUUCUGCCAGGAGUGUUGAUGCCAACCAAGGGCCAGAAGGUGAGCCAGCCAGCGAUGCACCCCACAGCUGGGUUGUUUGAUGGGGACAAAGCACUGGUCUCGCACAAGGGCAUCGCUGCAAGCCCUGUGGACAAACAUGAUCAGGAAGCAGCAUUGCCAGAUCCAGUCCGCGAGGAUGCCGAGCUUCUUUUGCGUUUUGGUGGUGACGCAGUGGAAGGAGGCAAGCCACAUUGCGUCCAGGCCAGAAAAAAUGCUGGCGCACACCACUUGGCACAACGGGAAAGGCGAGAUUUCCACGAAACAGACCUGAAUUGUGAUCAAUCUUUACCAUCACGCGACAUGGCUGGGAGCGAAACGAGCAGCACAGCCCAUCGCAGGAAGUCGAAUGGCCGACGUGAAAGUGUUGGCGGCGUUGCAGGAUCAGUGCUAACUCUGGAUCAUCAUGACGGACGUAGGAUGCCUGGGGGGGCUAUUGCGCCCAAACCAAUGUAUCAAACGUCUUGCGACGACGGACUGACAGCAACAAAACACGUAGUUCCCACACACGCUCAUGGCCCCCUGAGGGCAAUCCGAGAAGCUGGAGAUGUGGAGGUCAUGCGCAACAAGCAGGUGGCAGCAGGGGGUCCAACAGCAGACCGAACGGGUUCUAUGGCAAAUGGAGUUGGCUUGGACCCACGACGUGCUGCAGGUCUGGGUGCGGGUCUCUGUGCAGGCAAUCAAGGUGACAGUCCUGCAUCCCCGCCAUUCGUGCCAAGGGACGGCGGCAGCCCACAGAUUCGAACUCAAAGAGCCGAGCUGAAAGUAAGCAAGGGGAAUGAGCAUCCCCGGCGUGGCAUGCAAAUGCGAACAACAGCAGAUGGACACGAGAUGACUUUUGGCAGCGAGUUGCAGCGGUUUCUGGCAUGCCUGACACAGGCGGACUAUCGGUUGGCUGGACUGGGGGAGAAGCCCCAACAUCGCAUUCAGAUCGCUGAUUGCACGACUUUUAGUCAGAGUCAUUUGGGCAUGGCUGGGGCCACUCGGGCUGUAUAUGCUGAGCUUGCAGCAGUGCUGCUCUACAGAGAUCCGUGGGAGUUGCGCUUUGGAGACCUGGAGCGGUUUGUCAAAAGGAAUGGGAGGCUGCCUUCGCAGUUGGCCAGCCACAUGGAGGAAAAGUCGCUGGGCAUUUGGCGGAAAAAUCAGGCAAGAAAAGACUGUGCAAACCGCAUGCCGCCACACCGGCUCCACAAAUUCCUCAACACGUCAGUGACUCUGAUUCGAGCGUGGGCCAAAGGGUUGUUUGACCCGAAAAACUUUGUACGACAGAGAUGCAAGGCUUUGCGAGCAAAUAUUUUGGCACGUGGUGCUUUGCCCAGGCUCAAAAGCCGCAACUCUGAAAGCCGGGGACUCGCCAAAUGGCUAUACAACAGCUGCCGGAGAGGUAUCGCAUUAGCAGACUGGAAAUGGAAGAUGCUGGAGGAAGUUCAUCCUUUGGUAAAGGCAAAGCUGCAUUCCUGGAAAAACACUACCAUUCGGAUCAAGUCUCCCGCGUGGCAUGAGCGGUUGCAUGAGCUGUCGGACUUUGUUUCGAGGAAUGACCGGUUGCCCAGUGGUGGGAGCCUUCGGAACUGGAUUGUCCGUCAGCGAAACUAUCUUCAGCGCGGAGUGCUGCCGUCCGAGUUCGUACUUCAACUCAAGGGAUCGCACCGGCUCAUUUCAAGCUAUGUGCAGGCACCUUCGCGCAAGGCGCGGGGUGUGUAGCUAGCAUGUUUUGCUCGUUCCUGCCACAUGCUGCACCGGACGUUGGCUUGAAUGGCAGCAACACUGGCAAUAUUCAGGCGGAAUUUAGCACCCACUUAGCCUCCAGAAGAGGUUCUCAGAGCCCUUCCAGGAAUCCCCUCAUGGC